Messenger RNA from Prunus armeniaca (apricot), 1191 nucleotides. Lineage: Eukaryota; Viridiplantae; Streptophyta; Magnoliopsida; Rosales; Rosaceae. The record is from the annotation of a GenBank genome assembly.
AUGUUGCAGCAGCAUCAAAGAAAGCCUUGUCCAAUAGAGCGCAGGCCUAGAAUGCUCCUCAAAGAUUUCCUCAAUGAGAAUUCUAACUCAUGUUCUUCAAGUGGGUUCAAAUCAUUCCCCAGAAAACAAUCACCAUUCAAUCCCAGGAGUCCCCAGAAGAACCUCAUUGAAUUUGAUCCAAAACCAACAAGUUCAAACUCAAAAAAUAACCCCACCAUUACCAGCAAAUUACUCAGGAGCAGAUCAAAGGCAGCCUCCACCACAAUCUCAGCCUUCCAGUCCCUCAUGAAUGCGAGCUCAUCAAGGAAGCAGUGUCAAAACCAAGUCCAAAUUACUGUGAGAGUCAAGGACAUCAUACGGUGGACAUCGUUCCGCGAUGAAAUGCUACCUCCACCUCCACCGUUGGAUUAUGCUUCUUCACCCCUCCAUUGUACCACAAGCACCACCAUAACAGGGUCCACAACUACUACUUGUACAACUUGUAGCAGCAGCAGCAGUGGGUCAAGCUGGUGUGACAGUGAUUUUACCGCAGAGUUUUUACCGUCAUGGGUUUGUAGUAACUCUGACCCUCAAGCUGAUGAGGACGGUGGUAAAAAAUAUUUACCAUGUGUCGGCAAGGAUUUCAUGGAGGAGAAGGCAUCAACGACAGGGACAGGAAGUUGCAAUAUUGCUUUGGGACCCCAGGUUGAGGUGCUGCUGGGUGAUGAAGAUGAACAGCACAGCCCAGUUUCAGUGCUUGAUUUUCAAUUUGGGGAAGAUGAAGAAGAUUCAUUUUCAAGUACUUUUGAUCAAAGCCUUGCCAAUGUGGGUGAUGAAGAUGAAGAAAUGGCCGUGGAGCUGUUGAAUUAUGUCAAAGCAACUAGCUCUUCACCAGACAGCUGUGAGAAAGGCCAGUUGGAAGAUAAACUGCUGUUGGAUUUCUUUAGAGAAGAAAUGAGUGUCCAGAGAAAUCAAAGUGAUGAUGGAUUUAAAUGGGAGAUGGUGAGCAAAGCAAAAGCUUGGGUGAGUGGAGAACACAAUGAACUUGAGUGGGGGCUAGAGCACAAGAAGGAAGCUUGUGUUAGAGACAUGCAUAAAGGAGGGAGGUGGAACAAGUUUGAGUAUGAGCAAGAGGAGCUGGCUUUAGAAAUUGAGACUGCCAUGUCAGAUUUCUUGAUGGAGGAGCUUCUGGUUGAUCUCUUAUCAAGUUAA